Diorhabda carinulata is the source of this 4430-nucleotide messenger RNA. RefSeq names its product DNA (cytosine-5)-methyltransferase PliMCI-like. Gene Ontology annotation, molecular function: zinc ion binding; DNA binding; chromatin binding. The record is from RefSeq and is a predicted model, not a curated record. The transcript is spliced from 17 exons. The coding region runs from base 315 to 4214 and encodes 1299 amino acids. Gene Ontology annotation, cellular component: nucleus. NCBI's taxonomy places the organism in Eukaryota, Metazoa, Arthropoda, Insecta, Coleoptera, Chrysomelidae.
GUCAGAAAAUUAGUUUCAAAAAAUAGGUAAUAAUUAAAGUUUUGACCCAGAAUCUGACGUGACAUUAACAAUUUACAUAAUUAUAUUAAUUAAUAAAUUACGAUAUGAUAUUGAAACAGCUGGCAACGUUGUUAAGUUAUUACCCUGACAGUUGAGAAUUUCACAGAAGGCAUUCCCGCCAAGAAUUUACAAACUUAAAGGGAUAACCUUAACAAUUUUUUUAUUUAAGAACUAGGUUUUUUAUCAGUUUUUUUUGUUUUCAUUUGUUGAGAAUAGUGUUAUUGAGAAAGUGAAAUAAAUAGUUAAAUCCUAAAAUGCCAAAUAAUGAGAACUGUAAUGCAAAUAAAAAAAUAAAAACUGAAAAUAAUUCUGCAAAAAUUAUAAAAAAUAACAAUAAACUCGUUAUGAAAUCUGAAAGAUGUAUAGUUUGCAAACAAUUUUCUGAUUCUGUUUUAUAUUAUGGAGGUCAUCCGAAUUAUUCCAAUGAUGAAUUUAUUGCUCUUACAGAUGAAAAACUAUCCUUAUAUACAGGAAAAGAGCAACUGUAUAAUGAUGACGAUAUUCCGACUCAUAAGAUUACUUAUUUUACUGUUUAUGACAAAAUGGGGCAUCUGUGUUCAUUUGAUUGUGGUUUAAUUGAAAAAAACGUUUCACUGUAUUUUUCUGGAUACAUCAAACCUAUAUAUGAAGAAGAUUCUAGUCCAGAUAAUGGUGUACCAGCACAUGAUCUUGGACCCAUUGAUGAAUGGUGGAUGGCAGGUUUCGAUGGAGGUGAAAACCUUCCAAUUGGAUUUACAACUCAAUUUGCUCACUACUAUUUGAUGAGUCCAUCUAAGGAAUAUGAGUCUAUAUUUAGUAAUAUUAAAGAAAAAGUAAAAAUGGCAAAAUAUGUAACUGAGUAUGUUUAUGAUCAUGCAUACGAAAAUCCAACAUAUGAAGACUUAGUUGAGAAUAUCAAAGGUAGUGGAGAAUUCAAAGAUGUAGAAGAUUUGUUGCUCCAAAAUGCACAGUUCAUUUGUGAUCAGGUAACUGGUAUUGAUGAGACAGCUGAAGAAGAUGACCUACAAUUAAUAACACUUCCUUGCAUAAGAUCUCUGAUACAAAUAGCUGGUGUAGCAUUUAGGAAACGUAGAAAAGUUAGAAUAAUUAAUAAGAUUUCAAAAACAAAACAUACUAUGACUAAAGCUGUAACAACCAAAUUAGUGCAAGAUGUAUUUGAACAAUUCUUUCCUGAUCAAAUUAACAGUAAUGUGGAAAACAAAGGACCAAAGAAGAAACGUUGUGGUGUUUGCGAGCCGUGUCAGUCUCCUGAUUGUGGGGAAUGUAACCAUUGUAAAGAUAUGUUGAAAUUUGGAGGAAGUGGUAGAGCAAAACAAGCUUGUAAACGUAGAAGAUGUAUGCAAAUGGCAAUAAUUGAUGCAGAAAUAUCUGAAAAUGAAGAAGAAAAUGAUGUCGAAGAUGAGCAAAAGCAUCAGAAAGUUAAACAUUUAUCAAAAAAAAUAAUACAUAGAGUUGAAUGGAAAGAUAAAGCUGAAAGAAAAUAUAAAGGAUAUGAUUGCUAUAGAUCUGCAGAAAUAGACAAUUUUACUGUCCAAGCAGGAGAUUAUGUUAUGUUAAGAUCGGAGAAUCCAAAAGAUCCAUUAGCAAUUGCUAAAAUUGUUUACAUGUAUGAUGAGUUCCUUAAAAAAUUCCACGGUCAGCUUAUGUAUAGAGGAACAGAUACUAUUCUAGGAGAAACAGCAGAUCCAAGAGAAUUAUUUGUAGUAGAUGAAUGUGAAGAUCUUCUCCUUGGAAGUGUUCUCAGGAAAGCAAAUGUGAUAUAUCGUAAAGUUCCAGAAGACUGGUCAAUUAUAGGAGGAAAUUUAAAUUUAGAGGAACCUCUUGAAGAUAAUGGUAAAGAUUUCUUCUUUAGCAAAAGAUUUGAGACCAAUAGAUUUGUAGAUAUUGUUUUUGAUUCUGAACAUAACAGUGACGGCUGUGAAUCUUGCAGAAGGCGGCAAAAAUUGAAUGAGAUCAAUACUCCAACACUUGUAGCUAAUUGUAUUAGUUGGAGAAAUGAAAGUUACACGAUCGGUACUGGGGUAUUUCUACAUCCAGAUGUUUAUAUUUUUGAAUACAUCCAUAAACGCUCAAAUGAAAACAAUGGAGAUAUAUGUGAUUUAGAUUCUGCAGAACUAUAUCCAGAAUAUUAUAGGAAAAAUUUUGAAAAGGUAAAGGGAUCUAAUGAAAAUACUCCAAAUCCAUUUGUUAUUGGCUCAAUAGAAGACAUAUUUGAUUCUAAAAACGAUAUCAAUAUUAAAGUCAGGAUAUUUUUUAGACCCGAAAAUACUUUUGGCAUGUUAUCUUCUGCAUUCACCAAGGAUAUAAAUUAUUUAUAUUAUAGUGACGAAAUGAUAACUGUAUCAUUUGAUAAAGUGAUGGGUAGAUGCUACUUAGCUUAUGGAUAUAAUUUUGCAUCUUCAACUGAAUGGUCAGAACAAGGACCAUACCGAUUUUAUUUUCUUGAAGCUUAUGAUGCUAAAAAGCGUAAAAUAUUCGAUUUACCCGCAAAAGCAAAAAAUAUUGGUAUAAUAGGAAAAGGAAAAGGUGGUGGUAAAAUAAAGGGCAUGGCAAAACAACGGAUGCAAUUUGCAGAACUGCCAACAGAUUGGGAAAAAAUUGAAAGACCUUUAGCAACAAUGGAUGUAUUCGCUGGUUGUGGUGGUUUGUCUGAAGGUCUUAAAAUGAGUAAAAUUGCAGAAUCUAAAUGGGCGAUCGAAAGGGAUGUAGCUGCAGCUAACGCUUUCAAACAAAACAAUCCUAGUUGUCGAAUGUUUAUAGAGGAUUGUAAUGAUAUAUUAAGUUUCAUUCUUAGCGGUCAAGCCAAAGAUAAUGGAUUACCUGAGAAAGGUGAAGUGGAAAUGUUGGUGGGAGGACCGCCAUGUCAAGGAUUUUCAGGAAUGAACAGAUUCAACUAUCGAAAUUAUUCUUCCUUUAAGAAUUCUUUGGUGGUUUCAUAUUUAACUUUCUGUGAAUAUUACAGACCAAAGUAUUUCAUCUUAGAAAACGUGAAAAAUUUCGUAUCUUUCAAAAAAAGUAUGGUUUUAAAAUUAACGUUAAGAUGUCUGCUUGCCAUGGGUUAUCAAGUGACAUUUGGGAUUCUUCAAGCUGGACAAUAUGGAAUUCCACAAACAAGAAGACGGCUGAUUCUGAUGGCAUCAGCACCUGGUUAUGUUCUUCCAAAAUACCCCGAACCUCAACAUGUGUUUAAUAAAAAAGUAACUCACCUAAGUUUCUCUGUUGAUGGAGAUAUUUACUACAAUGAGUGUUUUUGGACAGAGUCCGCCCCCUACCGCACAAUAACAGUAAAAGACGCUAUGUCAGACUUACCCUCUAUCAAAAAUGGCUGUAGUAAUGUUGAAAUGGCUUAUAAUUGUGAGCCAGAAACCCAUUUUCAAAGAAAAAUGAGAGGCGUUGCUGACUCUGGCUUACUGCGAGAUCACAUUUGUAAAGAAAUGUCAACUUUAGUUGAAGCUAGGAUGUCUCAUAUACCGACAUAUCCAGGUUCUGAUUGGAGGGACUUACCCAACAUAUCCUUAAAAUUAUCAGAUGGAACGAGUACUGUAAAAUUGAAAUAUCUGUACAGAACAAAGAAACAAAAACCAGAAGAUUCACCUCGAGGAGUAUGUCAAUGUGUAACUGGAAAACCAUGUGAUCCAGCAGAUAAGCAGAGUAAUACUUUAAUACCUUGGUGUUUACCUCAUACAGGAGAUCGGCAUAAUCAUUGGGCGGGAUUAUAUGGAAGAUUAGAAUGGGAUGGAUAUUUCGGCACUACUAUUACAAAUCCGGAACCUAUGGGCAAACAGGGUAGAGUUUUACAUCCUAACCAGCAUCGAGUAGUGAGUGUGAGAGAAUGUGCUCGAUCUCAAGGUUUCAGAGAUACAUUCAAAUUUUGUGGGAGCAUUUUGGACAAAUAUCGACAAGUGGGUAACGCCGUACCUCCUCCUCUGGGAGCUGCCAUCGGUAGAGAGAUAGCCAAAGCUUUUCAACUUACUAUGGAUAAACAUCCACCAGAACUACCAAAACAACCACUCACACCACCAGUGCAACCAGCCACACCAUCAGAAAAUGGACAAUUUAUACAAAGUUCAUCAACAUCACCAUUUACACCAGCAAAACCACCAAAAAUUGAGGACUGUGACCUCACAAUAAAUAAUAGUUUCCCACUUUUGUAACAAUGUUUUUAUUUAUAUUUUAAUAUAGAAAUUUGUAAGUUGAAAAUUGAUUCAGACAAUUUAUUAGUGCGAAAAUGUAAUUUUAUAUUUAAUGUAUUAUUUAAAAGUAUUUGUGGAUUUGAUAUUUUUUAUAUACAAAUCAAUCUUUAUAUACACCAAUUGACCUUAAUACGAGUAUAGUUUCUAACUAUGUGAUAAAUUUUAUACAAUUUUAAA